This is a messenger RNA of Hylaeus volcanicus, 2172 nucleotides long. RefSeq lists its product as uncharacterized. Bases 1 to 1293 code for a protein of 430 amino acids. The record is from RefSeq and is a predicted model, not a curated record. The transcript has 5 exons. NCBI's taxonomy places the organism in Eukaryota, Metazoa, Arthropoda, Insecta, Hymenoptera, Colletidae.
AUGAAGCAAGUGGAAUGUCAUAAAUCGAAGUACAUGCAGCCGCUUUCCGACGGCAGGAACUCGCCUGACGUGUAUUGGAACCAUCAGCAGAAGAAGAGUCAGUAUCCUCCUCAUGGCAGGGGUAGCAGGAGCCCCGAAGCCCUGGCGAGCUACUCCUUUUUGACUGCUUACAAGCCACCGAGGACUCACGCGUGUUCCGGUCAAGUCUGCCCCAAGUACACGUCUUCCCACGGUCCUGACGUGUCGCGCCACGGUCCCCAGAGUCAUUCCAAACUCCCCAGAGACAAGUACGCCGUUAAUUUCUCGAGGAAAAAUCGCUACGACGAGGAAUCGGGGAACAACGAGAAACGAAAUUACUUCGAGGAAGAAUUGGGGAACUUCACCGAGGACGCUGAAGAAGACGUGGAGGGAGAAGCUACAGAGGACGAAGCAGGCGAAUUCUUGGCCAAGGACUACGACGAGCAGGAGGCUGACGAUGAGGUAGACGAGGAAUCCGACGCGCCGCAGACCUACAGAGCCAAGAGAGGUAAGAAGGAGGCGUUGCUGAGGCUACAACGAUGGAGACACUCUGAACAGCAGCAGGACCCCCGAAGACACUGCCAUCAGCAGUGCGUAUCGGCUCAGGGCCAAGGACAUUCCUCAUCUCCCAGGUACUACCACAACGUCGCAGAGCACGACGUCUCCCCGGCCCCGUCAGAAGAAGACUUCGUCCCGACGUCCCUGAAGAGUCCUACGAGACGAUCAGCCGCGGACUAUCAUCAGUGGACGCCUCCCUCGAGAGGCGAGUCUGAUCGCUACGAUGGCUUAGCAAUGCCAAUCCAGCCUCGACGAGCCCGCACGAAACCAGAGAUGGACCACCUGAUAGAGUCCGAGUUGGGCAAACUCAAGAAGUGCAAUCGCUGUGGUAGCCUGUCGAAUAAGAAGAGCGAGCCUCAUAAGAACAACUGCAGGUUCGAUGACCGCUCGAACUUUCCUGCCAAGGGACCAAUCGGCGACGAGCCCGGCAUCCACGAUCAGGCGUACUACGGCCGAAGCAGCCUCAGGCACUCAUCGAAGGACCCUAACGACGUCUCCUCGAGCCCCUACUCGAGUAAACAGCGCAGAUCGAGGGAAGUCAAUUCGCCACCGAUCUACGAAGUCGCCGAGCAUAACCAGCUCGACCACCUCUCGAACGAUUACUCGAGGUCCUCGUCGAGGUACCACAGGAAAGCUGCGGACGUGUUCCCAGAGAAGAUGAAACGUUCCGUGCACACGUCCCACGAUAUUCCGCGCGGGACUCGUUACGAGGAAUAACACCUGGAUUCUCCCAAACUAGAGUCUCGAAUACAUCAAACCACGUCCGGCAACCUGUGAUGUCGUGCAAGCGAAGACCUGGAAGCAUUGAAAAUUCACGUGAAAGUCUUUCGUCUCUAAUCCCGCUUAGGGUCCUAGGGUCCUAGUAAGGCCGUGUUUGGGCCCAUUUUCAUUGGAAGAACCCGGCCAGUCCGAGCAGUCGAUCCUAACCUCAAAAGAUGCUCGUCCAGCGCGACGAGUUAUCCUGCGAUCUUUCGAGGUAUUCCUGCGCUAGCUCGCGUGGGAUGUAGUUACGAGUUUGUAUCCGAUCGAAUGCGUUCGAAGGCACCCCUUCGUCUCGACUUAUCGCGAGAGACUCGUCGGGUGCGAGAACUUAGAGAGCGUCGCGACGUAGUAAUACUUCUAUCCGAUCCUUUACCUCCUAACUGGUUGUGUAAUAUAUAUUUUUGUAACUGUCCUCGAGUAGAUGUUAACUGUGCGUUGUCCGCAACCAGAUUCUGCGAGAGCACCGACACCACUGUACAUAUAGGCGAAGCUACACUUGAUUUGGGUCGAACGCGUCCUCCGCUUCUCGUCCUCGCUGUGACGAUCUUCUAACCACGUUUCUUCGGCACCGACGCACAAAAAUCGAUUGUAUAUACGUAACACCACUUAUGUUUCUUGUGUACACGUACGCGUACAUGUUGCAAAAAAAAAGGAAAUAAAUCUUCGAAUCUAUACGUGGCGAGUCAAUCUUUUUCCUUCUCGUCCUUCGUACAUUUACAUCCUUGCUUGGAGUCGUUAACGUUGAUCGAACUAAGGGACAGGUCGGAUGGAUGAGACACAUUUGAUUAAUAAAUGAUAAUAUAUUUAACAUAAGAAAUGAAAUAUGAAAUUAGA